UUUGCAUUAUUGUACCAAGAAAAUGAAAAAGAAAACUAAAGACAUUCGUCUUCAUUAACUCAGUCCUCUUUCACAGCAACAUUACUUUCACUCACACUUCAGCACUUCAAGCCAAUCCUCUCUUAGCUUUCCUCUCUCUCUCUCUCUCUCUCAAAGCAUUCCUUUCAGCCACUAAGAAGAAAUGGCCGAAGCAAUCCUCUUUGGUCUUGCUCAGAAAAUGAUUGAAAAUCUGGGCUCUCAGACUUUCCAAGAGUUUGGAUCACUCUGGGGUGUCGAAGGUGAGCUUGAAAAACUCAAGGACACUGUUUCCACAAUCCAAGCUUUACUUCAGGAUGCAGCGGAGCAGCAAAGUCAUAACCAUCAAGUCAAGCACUGGCUCGAAAAGCUCAACGAUGCAGUUUAUGACGCAGAUGACCUGUUGAGUGAGUUCUCAACUGAAGCUACAAGGCGAAGCAUGGUGAGUAAGAAUAAAGUUGCAAAAGAGGUACGCACUUGCUUUUCAUGUUCAAACCCACUUGCUUUUCGUUAUAAGAUGAGUCGUAAAAUAAAGGCAGUGAGGCAAAAACUAAAUGCGGUAGCAGAAAACAGGAAAAACUUUCACCUGAAAGAAUUCCAUGGAGAGACAAAUGUUGUGAGAAGGAAGAGGGAUCCAACUCACUCAUUUGUACGUGAAGAAAAAGUUAUUGGGAGGGAAGAUGAUAGAGAGGCUAUCAUAGGCCUAUUAUUUGACUCUAAUGUAGAAGAGAAUGUUUCGGUCAUUCCCAUUGUGGGGAUCGGGGGCUUAGGGAAGACAACACUUGCUCAAUAUGUGUAUAAUGAUGAGAAAGUCCAAAAUUAUUUUGAGUUAAAAAUGUGGGUAUGCAUUUCCGAUGUCUUUGAGUUGAAAAUAAUUAUUGAAAAGAUAAUAGGUAAUGCACCUGGAAAUCUGGAAAUGGAUGAAUUGCAAAGGCAACUUAGUCAAAAAAUUGAUCAAAAAAAAUACUUACUAGUAUUGGAUGAUGUAUGGAAUGAAGACCGUAGAAAAUGGUUAGACUUGAGAGAUAUUUUAAUGGGUGGUUCAAAAGGAAGUAAGAUUAUAAUAACCACUCGUAGUAAAUUGGUUGCAAAGAUUACACAUACAGUUUCACCAUAUAUUCUCAAAGGUCUUUCCGAAGAACAAUCAUGGUCUUUAUUUAAGCAAGUGGCAUUUAGUAAAGGGCAAGUGGCCAAUAAUCCUACAUUAGUUACAAUUGGAAGGGAGAUUGUAAAAAUAUGUCAAGGGGUACCCCUUGCCAUAAUGUCCAUAGGACAUGCGUUAUAUUGUAAGGGGGAAACAGAAUCUAAAUGGUUACUCGUGAAGGAUAAUUUACUAGCAAAUGUAAUUGAAGGAAAUGAGAUUUUUCCAAUUUUAAAGUUGAGUUAUGAUAAUCUCCCUUCACAUUUAAAGAGUUGUUUUGCCUAUUGCUCUUUGUUUCCCAGAGAUUAUGAGAUGGAUAAGGAAACCGUGAUACAACUAUGGAUAGCACAAGGGUUUGUCCAAUCAUCAAACAAAAAUCAACAAUUAGAGGAUGUUGGUGAUGAGUAUUUCAAGGAUUUACUUUGGAGGUCCUUCUUUGAGGAAGUAGAGACUUACAAAGGCUUAAGAUAUAAGAUGAAUGAUUUAAUUUAUGAUCUUGCGCAAGCUGUUGCAGGCAAGGAGUGCAGGCUUGUUAGUUUUGAUGGCAAAAAUAUUAAUGAAAAAAAUCAUCAUGUAUCAUGUCCAUUUCGCAUUGACUCAUCUUUUAUUGAAUCUUUAAGCUUUCUGGUUAAAGCAGUCAAGGCAUGUUCAUUUCUUCUGACAUUUAAUGAGACAUACUCCGGUGCCUUGGAGGAGUCAAUGUUGAAUAAAAUUAUUUUGAGUUUCAAGAGCUUGCGUGCAUUAGAUUUACAUGCAUUGAAGAUUACAUCAAUACCAAAUUCUAUAGGGAAGUUAAUACAUCUAAAGUAUCUUGAUGUUUCUUUUAAUCAGGAUAUUGAAACUCUCCCUAACUCAAUUGCUACAUUGUUGAAUUUGCAAGUACUAAAACUUUAUGAUUGUAAAGGUCUCAAAGAAUUACCCAAAAACUUUAGAAACUUGGUUAACCUCAGACAUCUUUAUAAUCAUGGUUGUGAUAAUUUGAGUCAUAUGCCAUGUGGAUUAGGGCAAAUGACUUCACUUCAAACAUUACCAAUAUUCAUUGUGAGCACCUCCUCCGACACUGGUGGAUUAGGCGAAUUGAAGGACCUAAACAACUUGCGAGGAACAUUAGAGAUCUCACAUUUGGAACGGUUGGAAGAAACUAACUCAGAAUCCAUUGUUGUGAAUUUAAGGGAGAAGCAACAUCUUGAAAAAUUGAUAUUAAAAUGGUAUCAUCAAGAUCAAGUAGAUAAUAAUGAAGAUGAGAAGUUAUUAGAAGACCUCCAGCCACACCAAAAUCUCAAAUAUUUGGAAGUGCAUCAGUACAAGGGUGUGAAAUUUUCAAGUUGGGUCUCUUCUCUCAUAAAUCUUGUUGAUUUAAGUAUAGAAAAUUGUGAGAGAUGCCGAUAUUUGCCACCAUUAUCUCAUCUCCCCUCUGUAAAAUCUUUAACGCUUGAUACGAUGAAUGAUUUGGAAUACAUAUCCGAUAAUGAUAUGAGUAAAGAGGUGUCUGCUUCAUCCACAAUAUUAUCAACAUCGUUCUUCCCAUCUCUAAAGUCACUCACUAUAGAGGAAUGUCCUAAUUUGAAGGGAUGGUGGGGGAGAACAGGGAGGGAUUUAGUUGCAACAACAUCUGCGUCAACACCAGACCAUCAACAAGAUCAGUCUCACAACUCACUGCCUUUAUUUCCUCUUCUUUCUUAUUUGCGGAUUAUUAAUUGCCCUAAAACGACUUCCAUGCCCCUGUUUCCCAAUCUCGAAGAAGAGCUAUUUUUAAAGAAUGUCAGUUUGAAGGCUUUGGAAGAGACAAUGUCAAUGACUUUUUUAGUUCCCUCUUCCUCCUCUUCAUUAUCCUCUUCUUCUCCUCUCUCCAAAUUAAAUAAAAUGACUUUGGAUUCUAUAGAAGAUAUAGAGUCUCUUCCGGCUGAGUGGGCACUAUAUUCUCUCAAGGAACUACGAAUUGGGCGUUGCCCUAGACUGACAUCUAUGUCUGGAGCGGUGCGUAAUCUCACCUCCCUCUGUUCGCUAUCAAUUGUCAAUUGCGAGGAGUUCGAUCCAUUCAGAGACAUGCAUGAUGAUGGCAUGGAAUGGCGAUGCCUCAUUUGCCUCCGUGAUUUAUGUUUCAGAGGCAUUCCAAAACUGAAGUCUCUACCUGUGGGUCUUCAAUGUAUUUCCACCCUAAAUUACCUCACCAUUUCAAACUGUCCCAAUUUAAUGACUUUGCCAGUGCUCACCUCCCUCUGUUGGCUAACAAUUGACAAUUGCGAGGAGUUCGAUCCAUUAAGAGACAUGCAUGAUGAUGGCAUGGAAUGGCGAUGCCUCAAUUGCCUGCAUGAUUUAUGUUUCAGAGGCAUUCCGAAACUGAAGUUUCUCCCUGUGGGUCUUCAAUGUAUUUACACCCUAAAACGGCUCACCAUUUCAAACUGUCCCAAUUUAAUGACUUUGCCGAAGCUCACCUCACUUGAAUAUCUUGAUAUUGAAAGAUGUGACCCUAAUCUGACAUCACUUGAAACGCUUAGUUGUCUCACUUCUUUACAGUGGCUGUGGCUGGGGAUUGAAGACUUUCCCAAUUUGAUUACUUUCCCCGAUUCAAUGAGGAUAUCCAAUCUCACUUGAAACGCUUUCCAUUUAGAACUGUCCCAAUCUCACAAUACUACCUGAUGAUGUUUCUCUCAAGUCUUUACAAAAUCUGGGAAUUUAUUUUUAUCCUCAGUUAGCUAAAAAAUAAAAUCGAUAAGGAUUUCCCUAAUUUGGAAAUCGAAUGGCGUUGAGACCACAGCAGCAAACAGCUCUACUUCGUCUUCUGCAACGGCCACUCCCCUCUUUCACUUGCUUCAUGGAGAUAAUUAUCUGAAGAAUUUGAAUAAGUUUCUGGGAAUUUGGGAAGUUGAUGCUGCUAAGAAUGAAUUGGAGACACAGAAUGAAAGGAAGUGUAUGUAUCUAGGCAUAUUCAGAACCAUAUGAAAAAGUGCAACAAGUCAAACACUAAAUAGAUUGAAGUCUGGCACUUGUUGAUAUUUUGAUAACAUUUGGUGAGAGAUCAUUAUUUGGCAACCACCUUCUAGGAUGCAGUUUUAUAUUCGGAAAUUGGUGGAAAUGGUCCAAGACUGCUCGAAUCCUUAAUUGAAUGUAUUUCAGAAGGAUGUUCUGGUCCAAUAUUACUAAAGUAUAUGGAAUAUUAAAACAGAACAGAGUUUGUGAUCUCCAGAGCGAGUCGAUACUCCAAUUAUGUAGUUUGGCAUGGAUAAAGAUCACAACUAGGUGUUAACAGAAGAGUUGUUCCUUUUCCAGAAUGGCUUCAUUAUGCUCGCAGCUGAUUCCUUGGAUAUUUGACAACUUUUUAAAGAAGCUAUUGAAAAUUUUCAACCUAAACAGGUUUAGUGAAUUUAUCAGUUAUUGAAUUCUGUGUGCAGGAACUUUGAAUUUGGAAACAAACAGUUUUUAGUGAAUUUACAGCAACUACAAGAAGAUAAAUAGGUUGGAUCAGAUGAAGACUGUACCUUGGUGUUAGCAACAAGAUUACUUCCUAUCUUCAAUUAAAGUUCAAUUUCAGGGUGACUGGUUCUUAGACUUUUCAGCCACCCUCUGUGAAACCUAAGCUGAUUUCAAACAUUUAUCUUAGUGUAAUUGUUUCAAUAACAAAACAAGCUUGUGAUGAAUUUUUUUUUUUUUUUUUUUUAAUGCUUUUCAAAUUGGAACCCUUUUACCUAUAUACAUAACUGUACUUUAAAGCAUCCAUAUGAACUUAAUUAUAAGAA
Molecule: messenger RNA, 4893 nt
Organism: Quercus robur (English oak)
Lineage: Eukaryota; Viridiplantae; Streptophyta; Magnoliopsida; Fagales; Fagaceae
Product: putative disease resistance protein RGA4
Exons: 8
Coding region: 182-3751 (1189 amino acids)
Biological process (GO): defense response to other organism
Molecular function (GO): ADP binding
Source: RefSeq, a predicted model, not a curated record